This is a messenger RNA of Amoebophrya sp. A25, 252 nucleotides long. NCBI's taxonomy places the organism in Eukaryota, Dinophyceae, Syndiniales, Amoebophryaceae. The record is from the annotation of a GenBank genome assembly.
AGUGAGUCAGUAUAUUGCAGAAGAUACGGAUAUCCCUGGCGCUAACACUGCGUUAGAAUUGCCUGACUCAGUUUGUCACCAGCUCACAAUUGGUCUUCAUGUCAAAAGUACUAUGAUGAUAUCAAUGGUCGCUGUAUGAUCUUCUAUAUUAGUUGGCAUUUGGAGGUGACAUUACAGAGCAUAAUGCCCACUGUAGUUCUUCGUAUUGAUAUGAAUUUGAGAAAAGUGAUUGAUUUGAUAGGAAGGGGUUGA